Messenger RNA from Prorocentrum cordatum, 747 nucleotides. The record is from the annotation of a GenBank genome assembly. NCBI's taxonomy places the organism in Eukaryota, Dinophyceae, Prorocentrales, Prorocentraceae.
AGCGGGGCCGCUCCUAGCGCGACGCCUCCGAGGGAGUUUGGCAGCGGCUUCUGCGGGAAGUCUGGUGAGCCUUCGGUAGCCAUGGGCAAGUUCACGCUGGACCCGUCGUUGCAGAUGAAGAUGCACCAGUACCAGAUCGUAGGCCGGGCGGCGCCCACCCCGAAGAACCCCACGCCGAAGAUCUACCGCAUGCGCAUGUUCGCGAAGAACAAGGUUUUGGCCAAGUCCCGCUUCUGGUACUUCAUGAAGAAGCUGAACAAGGCCAAGAAGAGCGGCGGCGAGCUGCUGGCCGUCAAUGAGCUCUUCGACCGCGGACCGACCAAGGUCAAGAACUACGGGGUCUGGCUGAGGUACGAGAGCCGCACGGACACGCACAACAUGUACAAGGAGUUCCGUGACAUCAGCAUCAACGGCGCGAUCAGCCAGCUCUACCAGGAGAUGGCCGGUCGCCACCGCGCGCAGGCGGGCUCGAUCCAGAUCAUUCACGCCACGGCCAUCCCCGCCAGCGCGUGCAGGCGCGACCACGUCACGGAGAUGCACGACUCGGGUCUGAAGUACCCUGUGAUCACGAAGCUGCCGCUGGUGGCCAAGAAGCUGCGGACAACCUACAAGGCCAGCCGGCCGAUGACGUUCGUGCGGUGAGCCCGCCCGCCACGGAGAGACCCGACCGCCCGUCGUCGCGGAGUUUCGGCGUAAGCCGGGAAGAGCUUGCUGCGGGAGUGCGCGCCCAGGAAGGCUGGACGAGAA